This is a messenger RNA of Coregonus clupeaformis (lake whitefish), 1994 nucleotides long. Its product is annotated as B-cell CLL/lymphoma 6 member B protein-like. The record is from RefSeq and is a predicted model, not a curated record. The transcript is spliced from 4 exons. Gene Ontology annotation, cellular component: nucleus. The coding region runs from base 50 to 1204 and encodes 384 amino acids. NCBI's taxonomy places the organism in Eukaryota, Metazoa, Chordata, Actinopteri, Salmoniformes, Salmonidae.
ACCAGCUGAGCAGCACAGGACCACACACAGUCUCAUUGAGUCAGUAGACAUGGAGGAUGGGAAGCCUGAUCUGCUGCUAGUCAAAGUGGAGACGAUAGAGGAUGGACCAGAGAGCAUUGAUCUGCUGAGUGAACUAAAGAUGGGGGAGCAAGGUGAUUGGCUAGAGGCUAAUAGAGGAGACUGGGCGACCAUCUUGGAUUCCCAGACCCAGACGGAUGCAGCCAAGGGCCCAGGGGACAACGUCACCGAGCAGACCACGACCAGAGGCGACAUAGUGGAGUCUGCAGUCUAUGAGGACCUGCUGAUUUCCGGUGUUGCUGGCGGGAGAGACUGGAUCACUGAAGUGGCUGGUCAGAAACCCUGGCCCCGGAUCAGGACACUGGAUCAGGAGCCGUCGCGGUUCCUUCUUGAGUUGGAACCAAGACCCAACCGCGAGGGACAAAGACUCCACCACCACACAGAAAACAACCUGUGGACAGGUGGACUGAACAACCUCAGUCCUGGUGGUCAUCAGAGAGACAGAGGCUCCAGUCAGCAGCCCAGACCCUUCUCUUCACAGUCUCAGUGCAGGGAUGGAGCAGGACCUGGGGCUGAUAGAGAUAGAUCCUCCUGUUCCUAUGAUACAAACACCACAGUAUCCAUGAUGAACAGAGCAGGUUACCCUGGGCUUCAGCCUUCACAGAGAGCAGUGGGAGAACCCCCUGGUGGUAGUCUAUCAGCAAGUCUGUCUUCUCCUUCAGAGUCUCUUCUAAAGCCUGGUGACUGGGUUCAUCGACGGCCUCAACCUGGGUCUAGCUUUCCUGGUCAUGGUUACCCCAUGAGUACAGACAGGGUCAGGAUGGGCGUUCAUCAGAAGAGGUACCUAGCCUAUAACACAGCACACAAUCCCAACAACACCCAAACAAUGGCUAGAGGUCUAGGAGGGAGCUCAAAGACUAAUCACCUGAGGGCGGUGGCUCAUGCUUCUAUCUCCUCUGGUGUCAUUGGAUCACAACGUGAGAGGCCGAGCAUUAGUACGGACGCCGACAAGCCCUAUUCCUGCCCCACGUGUGGGAAGUGCUUCGCUAGGGCAAACUAUUUAAAGGAGCACCAGACCGUUCACACCAAGGAGAGGCCCUUCAAGUGCAAACUAUGUUACAAGAGCUUCUCCUUCCUGACUAACCUUACUAGACAUAAGAGUGUCCACAACGGGAAAAAUGUGUAGCAGUGUGGCUUGAGAUGUACACAGGGGAUAUCUGGGAACCAUUCUUUAGCUGACAUAUUAUAGUUAUCAUGUGAAGUGUCUUGGGGUAAGAGGGUAAUUAACCACAUACCCCUCAUUAACCCUUUGUUAACUUGUCAUUUGAAACAGGCUUGUGUAAAUACCUGUUUUUAGAGGCUAGAACAAGGACAGUUGAAUAUUUACCUUACUGAGGUGAUGUAGAUGGAAUAAAGUAAUUCUAUACUUUUCUACUCUAUUCUUACUAACACUGUUCUUUCCUAACAAGUCUGCUCACAGCUUGAAAGAUACUUAUAGGAGAUUUGAUGUGUAAUGUAAUAAGUAGUACCGUAUUUCAAAGAAUAGCGCGCAUCCCUAUUUAAUUUAACCACACCCUUUGAGCUAUGACGGAAACCAAUAAGAUCCCUUCUCCUCCGUGUUAAGGUUUUAAAGUGUCUGUCCUAUAGCUAGGAGAUAUACGUUUUUUUUUACACAUAUUUAACCCUUUUUUGCGGACACAAAACUACUUCCAUUAUUUAUUCUUUACGGGUACCGGGUUACCUUCAGACGAGUCCCAUGACACUUGUGGGGGUCGUAGAACAAAACGAAUCUCCCCUUUCUACAGUGGGGUCAUAUUAGUUUGUAGCCCAAAUGAUUUGGACGCUACAGACAGAAGUUGGCAUAUCGGCGGUACCGACUUCAGACGAGUCCCAUAGGCAAAACGUCAUCAGAGCCUCAUCUUUCCAUAGAGUGGUCAUAUUAGUUUGUCGGACAAACCGUUUUCAUGAGAAGACCG